Molecule: messenger RNA, 500 nt
Organism: Topomyia yanbarensis
Lineage: Eukaryota; Metazoa; Arthropoda; Insecta; Diptera; Culicidae
Exons: 3
Coding region: 98-445 (115 amino acids)
Source: RefSeq, a predicted model, not a curated record
UAUCUAAACAUACAUAUUUAUUCCAUGUCACCUUUUAAAACAAAGUGCAUGUGCAGUUUGAAUUCCCAUGCAUAGUAUUUUAUUACUGUAACUGAAAAUGUUAGUAGACUAUAACCUAGAACGAUGGCUAAUGGUAAUGCUAGUUCUGCUGCCGCGUGCUUUCUCCGAUACUGGUAAAGUGGUGUUCCAAUUUCCCGAAUAUGACUACAAGGAAACAAGCAAAAAUGAAAUGGCCUUCCGGGAGUACGAAUCUGCUUGUGACCAGAGCGCUCGCUGCUCAAUCCAUGACGGUAUUCAGAAGACGCGUUGCAUACGGGAGUGCGUGUCACCUUCGUGCUAUCAGGAAAUUUACAAAUUUGAUGAGCUGGAGGAAGGAGAGAUUGACGUGCGGCUCAAUUCGUUUCGGGCAUGUUUUAUGCUACGUCUAAAUAGAAAUCGUGGAUAGGAUUUUGUUUUCAAUUCUAGACCAAAUAAUAAUGGAAGGUGUUCGGAUCUCAGUG